Molecule: messenger RNA, 420 nt
Organism: Penicillium riverlandense
Lineage: Eukaryota; Fungi; Ascomycota; Eurotiomycetes; Eurotiales; Aspergillaceae
Exons: 2
Coding region: 1-420 (139 amino acids)
Source: RefSeq, a predicted model, not a curated record
AUGCUUCUGAUUGCUGCCUCGCUCCCCACCAGCCUUGACUACGAGAAGCUGGCCGAGGGCAUGGGUCCCGAUUGCUCCGCCGAAGGCGUCAAGCAGCACAUUCGUUCUCUGAAGAAGCGCGCUGAGGCUGCGGCUGCUGAGCCUGACAAGGACGCUGAGGCCACCGAGGGCUCCGACGAUGUCCCUGCCACUCCCAAGGCCACCCUUGCCAAGGGCACCAAGAGCGGCGCGCGCAAGAAGGCCGCCCCGAAGGCCAAGGCCGCUGACAACGGUGAUGCUGCUCCCAAGCGCAAGCGUGGUCGUCCUGCUGCUAAGGCCAAGCCUGUUGCGGAAGACAACAAGGAGAACGAGGGCGAUGAGCCAGAGUCUCCGGCCAAGAUCGCCAAGACCGACGCGGCUCCUGCCGCCGAGGAAGCUUGA